This is a messenger RNA of Aureobasidium musti, 303 nucleotides long. The record is from the annotation of a GenBank genome assembly. Lineage: Eukaryota; Fungi; Ascomycota; Dothideomycetes; Dothideales; Saccotheciaceae.
UUCAACGGCGGAAAUGUCACUCAUGAUCCAUGCCUGGGUCUCGCGCUAAGAGUGCUCGGACCCGCUGAUCCUAAACAGAUCGUUGGGCCACCCAGGGCGCCACGUUAUUUGGCAGAAUUUGCCUGGUUGAGANNAGGGAUUAUCAGUGUCAUGGAGUUUGGCGUUCUCAUCUCCGCUGGCCAUCAUGAUGAACAGCGCCGCGUAUCACUUCUCGUAGUGCUGUUUCAUAACGACCUUCCGAAUGCGUGGGCAACGAGUGUCGCUCACUUGUCAUCGAUGACGCAGAGCUUGUGUGGUCUGAAA